CUCAACCAGACAUACGUUUCGCACCGGCAACUAUUGUUGCGAUCUGUGGCUCAGUGACGUUGGAUCGGGAACAAAGGCAGGUGCUUGUAAGAGUGACUGGUUGGCAGAGCUGUGACCUGCACGAGGUGCAUUGGUUGCACUGUCACCCAGUAGGCGCGGUGGAGCCGGAGCGGGGCUUUCGUAGCCCCGGCUGCCCAAGCGGCUGUCAUGGACCGGCUGCGCCCACCGGCCAUCUACGAAUGCACCUGAGUGGCCCUCCAGCCUUUGUAAUCCUGGCGCGAACCACGCCUCCAGUCCCAGCCUGCAGGCGCAGGUGCGCUAUCCAGCCCGUCGACUAGCUGGAGCUGUGGGCGAAACGAUUGGCCAGGCUCCGCCCGAGGCGCCGCCAGUGCAGCGCGACGCCGCGACGGCGGUGCGGCGCGACGCGCUGACGAUCUCCUGGGAGAUUCCGACGGCGACGCCGCCGGUGGAGUACAUGGAACUACAGCACGAUGAAGGAUUUGGUGGCAACUUCACGGUCACGCUGGCCAUCAGGUCCGAGUACACCAGCUAUCAGAUGAACGGUUUGCAGCCGGGCAGCACCUUUCGCUUCCGGCUCCGGGCGGUGAACGCCUACGGCGCCUCCAGCUGGAGCACCGAGAGCGCCUUGCUCGUCUGCGAGCCGCCCACGCCGCCGCAGGGCCUCACGGCGCAGUGGCCGCACGAGCGCGCGGUGCGGCCGCGGCUGUGUUGGACCGCGCCGGAGGAUGUGGGAGGUGGAGCGCACGACAGCCUGCAGAUCACCAGCUAUCGGAUUUGGAUGCACUACGAGGGUUUUCAGCGUUUGGUUGCGGAGGUGCCUGGAGACAAGACCUGCUAUGAGUUGGAUUUGCCGGAGCUCUACAGCACGACGCUGGCCUUCUCCGUGAACGGCAUCAACCAGGUGUACGAGGGUCCUCACACCAACACCGUGGAACUCACGACCACAGGACCACCGGGUGACAUCGUCUCCUUAGACGCCAAUGCCACGGGCACGCUGCUGUCCCUGCAGUGGUCGCCGCCCACCCACCGCGCCGUGCCCUGCGACGCCUCGCUGGCGGAGUGCCGACAGCUGCGGGCGCGCUUCGCGCGGGCGCCCGAGGCCACGGGCUACGAGGUCUAUUGGGACGAAGGCACCGGCGAGGUCCCGGCGAAGCUCUUGGAGACCUCCACGGUCCCGGCGGCGGAGCUGGACCUCUCCAGCUGGGUCACCCACACUCGCAGGUGCUUCCAGUUCCGCGUCCGCGGCCUCUCCGCCGGCGGCGCCGGCGCCUUCAGCGCGGUGGCGCCGGUGGCGCUGGGCGCAGCGCCGUCCGAGGUCUGGGGGCUCCGGGCGAUGCUGGCGCCGCGCGCGGGCGUGGUGCAGAUCAUGUGGCAGGAGAUCCAGCCUUAUGGCUGUGUUUAUUGGUACGAGCUGCAGCUCUUGAAUGUGGUCUAUGGCAACUUCUCCUUGAUCACCAGCGGAGUGGCGACGGUGGAGUUGGAAGAGCUCCACAGCUUGGAUUUGUAUCACUUCUCCGUCCGCGCCUGCGACGUGGGCGCCUGCGGCGCCUGGUCCGCUCCGCUGGCCCUGGUGCCCGCGCGGCCGGACUCGCUCUUCGGCCCCACAGCGGUCACGGCGGCCGGCUACGUGGAGGGGCUGCUGACGGUGUCUUGGGUUGCAGAGGCCUGGGACCGGGAGCCCUUCCUCGACACCUUCCAGGUGCUGGCAGCGUCCGAGGAGGAGGGGCCCUACGUGGACGUGGGCGUGGUGCCUGCGAGCGCAGCUCCACAGCUGAGCUUCGCGUGCAACGAGACGAACAUGAGCAACGCGCUGUGGCCCAGCGCCAUUUACGUGAAGGUCAUCGCCCGCGUCGCCACGCAGUGGAGCACCGAAGCGAUGGCCGCCGAGUCGGCCCCAGCGCGUCUCUUCUGCUCCGCCGCGCCCAUCGCGCCGCCCACCGCGCCGGUGCUGAGCCACACCGCGCGGCCGAGCGCGGGAGAGUCGCGGCUGAGCGUGCAGGGCAGCUUUGACGUGACGGUGGAGCUGUCCUUGGCGGGGCAGGCGCCGGAUGUCGUGGCACUCCACAGUGGUUGGCAGGUGCAGCUGGUGUGGAAAGCAACCAACGAAGUGGAGGAAGUGAUCAUCAGCGAUCCCAACGUGCGGAGCUACGUCUUCGAGGCGCUGCCGCCCUCGACGGACCUGGAGCUCGCCUACGGCGUCCGCUCGCUCGUGGGCGCCGGGCCCUGGUCGCCCGCGGCGGCGCUGCACGUGGGGCUGGCGCCCCUGGCGCCGACGGUGCAGGUCGAUGCCAGCGAUGAUGAGACCAUCAGCUUGUCAUGGACGUGGCAGCCCAGUGUCGAUGAGGACCGGCUCUUGGGCUUCAACAUCUACGUCGACUGGAUCGACGGGCACUUCUCCACCUGGGAUCCCCACGCACCGAGCUUCAGCACCACGGCCUCGGAGUACGUGGUGAACUGCACCCAGCCGGAGGUCUUCGGCGGCCUCAGCCGCUCGCGGCAGCGCCUGUGGUUCCGCGUGGCCGCCGUGAGCGCCGCCGGCGUCGGCGCCGCCAACGACCCGCCUGCGCUGCGGAUCUGCGGCGCGGCGCCGGGCGCGCCGGUGGCGCCAACGGUGCAGGAGGUGGGCGCCUCCUGGGUGCUGCUCGCCUGGACGAUCCCCGACCUGCACGGCGCGCCGCUGCUGGCGGCGAAGGUCACGGUCUUCUCCUCGGUGACGGUCUUCUCGUCGCGCGGCGCGGCGGAUGGGCUGGCGGAGAGGGAGAUCUGGCUGGAGAAGCCAGGAUCACUGCUGAACAUCAGCUCCAACCUCUCGCAGCCCCUGGAACUGGCCAUCUCGGCCAUCUCGGAGCUCGGCGAAGGCCCCCUGUCGCCCUGGCUGAGCUUGGCGAAGCUGGCGCUGCCGCCGCUGCCGCCACGGCCCAGCAUCCAAUCGUCCAGCGACACGCAGAUCGUGGUGGAGUGGUCCUUGGACCGAGGCAAAGAACGAGGUGCUUACCACACGGGCUACUACGUCUACGUCUCGGUGGACGGCACCACCUGGCCGGACGAGGACACCGGCUACAUCGCCACGUGGCAGGACGAGUUCACCACGCAGUACACCAUGGAUUGCACGCUGAGUGCUUCCCUCGGAGGCCAGAGCCGUUCGAAACAGUUCCUUUGGUUCAAAGUGGCCGCUCGCAGCGCCGUGGGCCGUGGACCCCUGUCCACUGCCGUGGCACGCCGCUGCUCGGGGACUCCAUCAGCGCCGCUGAACCUCACGUUGAACUCCUCGAGCUUCGCCGCCGACGGCAUCGGAUGGAGCUUGAUCACCUGGGAGGAGCCCUCCGAGCUGCACGACGCCGUGCUCUUGGGCUACCAGGUCUAUGUGGACGCCAACACUGCUGAUGCACAGGAUCUCUACACCUUGCUGGACGUGAUCGAGGAUCCGGCCCAACGGCUCUUCAAGCACCAAGACGUGGUCCAAGGUCAAAGCUACAAGUACAAGGUCACCGCGGUGUCCGAGACCGGCGAAGGCACCGCGAGCGUGGUGACGCUGGUGCCCGCCGUGGUGCCCUUGGAGCCGCCGGCGCCGGUGUUGCUGGACGACUGCACCAUGGCGUGGUUGGCGGAGAACGGCACCACCAAGGCCUUGUGUUCGAUUGCACAGCGCUAUCAACUGGCAGUGGCCAGUGUCGAUCUCCGAGACAGUGCAGACAUCAACGCACCCCGCGUGAACCCCUUCGUCACGGUGGUCGCGGGGACCGUGAUGACCGUCAGCGAGGAGGUUUAUAGUGCUGAUGGCCGGAUCUACCUGAACCUGCCAGACUUGGGCGGAUGGCUCUGGGAUGACACGCCGCUGGACCCAGGAAAUCCCUUGGCCUAUCGUUUGCCCACCUUGAAGUUCUCCUGGACCUGGUACGACGACGAGGUCCGCGCCCUGGGUGGUCAGCCGCUCACGGCCUGGCACGUCUACCGCUCCGGCGACGGCGUGCAGUGGGACGCGGCCACGGAACUGGCGGCCAGCGCGCGGAAUGCCUCCUAUGACUGUGAGGUGGCGCAGGUGGGUUUGCCCUUCUGGGUGCGGGUAGCAGCAGUGAACAGUAUCGGCGAAGGCCCCGCGUCGGAUGCGUUGAAGCUCCGCUGCGCGCUGCCGCCGGGGAUGCAACCGGCGCCCAGUCAGCUGGACGGAGAUUUGAACUCCAUCAUCGUGGGCUUCGAUCCACAGAAUCUCCACGGUGCAGAGCUCUUCUUUCACCGAUUGACCUACGCCUUGUCGGACGACCUGGAGGGCAUCCUGGCGCCCACGCAGCUGGACGUGCCGGGCGCGGAGCAGCGAGUGAACAUCUCCGGGCUGCUGCCCUUCGCGACCUACGUGGUCAAGGUGCAGGCCAUCACCGAGGCGGGGACCUCUUUGGAUCCAGGUUGGCAGAGCAAUAUGAGCACCGGCUCAGUGGUGCUUUUGCCGCCGCCCAGCUACUUGUCCUCCGAUGGCAGUUUCUUGCAGCUGAGCCUCUCCAACUUGAGUGAUCGAGAAUGGCCGGAAGGCGAACGGCCGGGCUACAACGUGUACCUCACCGCCGACGACCGUGCCUGGCCAGCCACGCCCUGGGCGGUGGCCGACAGUUGGAUCUUCGAGCACGACUGCAGUCGGACGCCGGACUAUACGCAGCUGGACGGCAAUGGUGAUCCCGCCAUUGUGGACCAGAGCUACAACUUUGUUUAUGCGCGCGUGAGCUUGAGCACCGCCACGGGGCUCGGCUACUGGUCCGACGCGGCGACCUUCUACUGCUCGCCCUUGCCCGCGCAGCCGGCCCUCGAGGUCUUGAACUCCGAUGCGGAGCAGAUCACGCUGCAGUGGCCGAACCCCGAGUUGUAUGGAGCACCCUUGGUGGGCUACAACAUCUACAUGGACAAUGGCAUGGGUGGUGAGCUCACCUUCUACAAGCACGUGUCGGCACAGGAGGUGGCCCUCGACGAGACCAACAACACGGUGAUGCUCUCCCUCCACCCGCUGCCCACUGGGCGAUGGUUCCGGGUGAAUGUGACCGUCGCCACCGAGGCGGGCGAGUCGCCGGGGCAGCAGGUGGACGCCUUGACCUGCGACGCGCCGCCCACGCCGGAGGUGCUGAGGCUGUCCACGUCCACGUCUUUGAUUUUGAGGUGGAAUGCCAGCGUGGGCAGCCCUGUUUGUGCGGUGCAUGGCUACGAAGUGAUCUCUGAAGUUCUGAACAGCAGCAGCGAAGUGAACGCAAGCCUGGUCCUACUGAGCUACAGUGGCCUGGCGCCAAAUGACCUGGAGUAUCAAGUCGACAACUUGAUCUCCGAGGCGGAGUAUCGCUUCCGCGUGGUGGCCUCGGUGGCCUAUGGCACGAGCGCCAGUGGCUGGGCAGUGGCCACAGCGGCAGGGGUGCCAGAGAAGAUGGAACCCGUGAGGCACCUUUUGAACCUCUCCUUCUCCAGUGCCAUCUACCUGGAAUGGACUCCGCCCAACAUGAAUGGUGGCACCCCCGUCGGCUACGCGCUCCGGCGCGACGAUGGACCGGGCACCGCCUGGCGCGACAUGGAUUGCAUGGCAGUGGACUGCAGCAGCGGCUGCGAGCUGCAUUCCGUGCAUCGGGUGCCAGGCGCCACAGGUUGCUACGUCUCGGGUCUGCAGCCCGACGGCCUCUACCGCUUCGCGAUCCGCGCGGUGAACGCCUACGGCGCUGGGCCGCUCAGUGAGGAGGCGCUGGUCACGGUGGGCGCGCUGCCGAACGUGCGGGCGCCGCAGCUGGUGAAGGCAAGCUAUGAGAACUGCACGAUGAUAUGGGAGUGGCUUCCUGCAAUUGAGAAUGGCAAGCUGGUGCACAGCUAUGACCUUCAAGUGGAAGAUGCCAAUGCCUCGGGGGUCGCACCGCUGCUCAUCACGCUGGAUGGCAACGCCUCGGCACCCGUACGCACUACCACGGCCACAGUGAGCUCCGACACCUGGCGGGACGCCGUGCCGGGGCGCAGCUACCGCGCGGCGCUGCGCGCGCGCAGCGACGAGGCCAUCAGCGAGUGGUCGGAGUGGUCCGAGAGCCGCUUCUGCAUCAGCGAGCCAGGCCUACCGAACCCGCCCCAGCGCGACUGGUCGGUGACGGUGAAAGCCGGACGGGUGCAGCUGCUCUGGGACACCGUGACGGCGGAGAUGGCGGGCGACGACGAUCUCAGCGAGCUGGGAGUGUCCUAUGAGAUCUGGGGGCGCCCGUAUCCUCAAGGUGACCAGACCAGCUGGCGGAGACUGCACCAUUUGAUGGCACACGAGGGCGCGCCUGCCGUGGCCAUCGACACCUUUUUCGAGACCGCGGUGACCGCCGUGUGGGCCUUCAAGCUGCGGAUCGGCAACCGGAACGGCUACGGGCCCUUCUCGCAGGAGGUUUGGCUGAGCACCGGUCAGUUGCCCUCGGAGCCCGUGGCGCUCAGCGCCAGCGUGGCGCUCAACGGGCAGAUCGCGCUCACGUGGCGGGCGCCGGUGUCGGACGGCUAUUUGCCCCUCACCGGGUACCAGGCGCGCUGCGGGAGCGGCGGCUGGGAAGAAGUGGCGAACACCGAGUUCAGCCACCAGAUGCUUUUCUCCCCACCGUCCGGGCUGGUGACCUGCGAGCUGCGGGCCGUGAACGCCGUGGGGGCCAGCUUGGCAGCGCAGAGCUUCGUGACGCUGCUCUGAGCCACGUGAGUGGCAGGGCAAACAUCCUCAUAUUAUCCCAUAUUCAUACUAGGGGCACUGCCUAGUGACCGAGCGAAACGAAAACCAAGUCCCUUUGGUUUGGUAACGUG
Durusdinium trenchii is the source of this 6798-nucleotide messenger RNA. The record is from the annotation of a GenBank genome assembly. NCBI's taxonomy places the organism in Eukaryota, Dinophyceae, Suessiales, Symbiodiniaceae.